AUGUGUGAGCUAGCACACAUCUCGCAGGUACUACUAUGGGACCCAUCGGGCAAUAACAUAGGCCACUGCGCCCUACAAUUAUCCGACGGCACCUACAUCAGUUUUUGGCCAGAAGUGCAAUACACUCGUCGUGAUUAUGUUAAGAAGUUACCGGUGAAAUCAAAAUGGUCAACAUAUAAACAGGAUAAGUGUGCCGAGAAUGACAAUGGCCCUGAUCACAAAAUAGUCAUAGAGAAUAGCAUGUUAAGUAAUGAAAGGAUCAGGGAUUGGUGGCUUAACAAUCAGUACCAAGAUUAUUGUUUGCAUAGUAAUCAUUGCGCUGAUGUGGUUUAUAAAGCCAUCAAAAUAGGGCUUAAUGAAGGAUUUGAUGAUAAAUUAGAUGAUAUUGAGAGUGCCAUAAAAGACUGGAAAGAUAGGGUACAGUCGCAUAUUACUGGUGAUGUCAUGUGGUUUAAAGGACCAAGCACACAGAAAUUGUGUAAAACCUAA
Oppiella nova is the source of this 489-nucleotide messenger RNA. NCBI's taxonomy places the organism in Eukaryota, Metazoa, Arthropoda, Arachnida, Sarcoptiformes, Oppiidae. The record is from the annotation of a GenBank genome assembly.